Messenger RNA from Pistacia vera, 1306 nucleotides. RefSeq lists its product as uncharacterized. The transcript has a single exon. The record is from RefSeq and is a predicted model, not a curated record. NCBI's taxonomy places the organism in Eukaryota, Viridiplantae, Streptophyta, Magnoliopsida, Sapindales, Anacardiaceae. Bases 165 to 1130 code for a protein of 321 amino acids.
UUCACCCCCGAACAUCCCCCAUCUAUUUCUUCGUCCUUUAUCUCAAGUCGGUGCCCAAAACUCAAACAACCAGAAAAAUUCAACAACUUUCCCACCAUUAUUUCCCCUUUCUUCAACCUACCGCGUCCCAAAGGUUCGAUUCUUUUUUGUUUACUUUUAACACCAUGGAUCUGGCCCCGGAAGAGCUACAGUUCUUUACCAUCCCUGACAUCUUGCGCGAGUCAGUCUCAAUCCCCCGGCGAGCCCCCAAAGCCUUCUAUCUCAUCACUCUCACGUUGAUUUUCCCUCUCUCGUUCGCCAUUUUAGCUCAUUCUUUGUUCACGCAUCCGAUUUUGAAUCAAAUCGAAGAUCACCCGUCUUACGACCCGGUCCAAACCCGCCACCAAUGGACCCGGCUCUUGGUCUUCCAAUUCUGUUACCUUAUUUUCCUCUUUGCCUUCUCGCUUCUCUCCACCGCCGCCGUUGUCUUCACCGUCGCGUCUCUUUACACUUCGAAGGCGGUGUCUUUUUCCAGCACAAUCUCGGCCAUACCCAAAGUUUUUAAGCGCUUGUUCAUCACUUUCUUGUGGGUAACUUUUCUGAUGAUUGCUUACAAUGCAGUGUUCGUUGGGUUCUUUGUAGUUUUUAUUAUUGCAAUUGACACCCAAAAUCCCUUCUUGGUGUUUAUCUCUAUAAUCGCGAUUUUUGUGUUGUUCUUGGGGGUUCAUGUUUAUAUAACCGCCUUGUGGCAUUUGGCGAGUGUGGUGUCGGUUCUAGAACCGGUUUAUGGAUUUGCAGCCAUGAAGAAGAGCUAUGAGUUGUUAAAGGGGAAGACUUGGAUGGCUGGGCUCCUUGUGUUUGGUUAUUUGACGAUUUGUUUUGCGAUUGCUAUUGUUUUUGGAGCUGUUGUGGUGCAUGGAGGAGAAAAACAUGGAGUUUUUGUGAGGAUUGUUGUGGGUGGGUUCUUGGUUGGGGUGUUGGUGAUUGUAAAUCUUGUGGGGCUGUUAGUGCAAAGUGUGUUUUAUUAUGUAUGCAAGAGUCAUCACCAUGAAGGGAUUGAUAAGAGCGCUUUACAUGACCAUCUUGGUGGGUAUCUUGGUGAGUAUGUGCCUCUCAAGAGCAGCAUUCAGAUGGAGAACUUGGAUAUUUGAAUUGGUUUGAAAUGGCAUUCAGAAUGAUUGGGAUCAUUUGUAAGUGUAGGUCAUUGUGUAUGUUAGUGUUUCAAAUUUGUUUUAUAUCAAAGGAUUUGUAGAUUUUUACUGCUGUAUUUGAUACUCUUGUUUUUGUUUCUUUCUGCAAUAAAAAUUUGUGGAAGUCCUUGUUUUUA